AUGACUAUCUACUGUAUCGAUGAUAUUGACCCACUAAAUGAUGACUCAAACGCUCUUAGAAUUGCCUUGCUUAUGGAAAAUAUGUUCAAUCAAUUAAUGAGCCAAUUGCCACGAAGGGCACACUUUGGUGAUCAAGAUAUCAUUGGUAUAGUUAGGA
Paraglomus occultum is the source of this 157-nucleotide messenger RNA. The record is from the annotation of a GenBank genome assembly. Lineage: Eukaryota; Fungi; Glomeromycota; Glomeromycetes; Paraglomerales; Paraglomeraceae.